This is a messenger RNA of Dunckerocampus dactyliophorus (ringed pipefish), 7576 nucleotides long. RefSeq names its product caspase recruitment domain family, member 14 (gene card14). The coding region runs from base 159 to 3113 and encodes 984 amino acids. Lineage: Eukaryota; Metazoa; Chordata; Actinopteri; Syngnathiformes; Syngnathidae. Gene Ontology annotation, biological process: regulation of apoptotic process. The transcript is spliced from 21 exons. Gene Ontology annotation, molecular function: protein binding. The record is from RefSeq and is a predicted model, not a curated record.
GUGGAGCGACGAUGCAUUUAUACUGCUGGUUCUGCCUCUUCCAGUCUGGCUGUCGUUCCUGACAAGAUCCAGUAAUGAGUCACCGACUUGUGUCUUGGUGACCCGGGAUCCAGCUGUGAGCUACCUUUAUUGCUUACUCGCACAAGCACACAGCGAGGAUGGCUGGAGAGAGUGCGCCAGAAGGUCCAGACCUGAAGGAGAAGGGCGAGGAAGAACUGUGGGAACUCCUUAAUGACAAUCGCCAUCGGAUCUCCUUGGGCGUGCAGCCAUGCAUCGUGAUGCCAUACCUCAGACAAGCCAGGGUCCUCACUGAGAUGGAUGAGGACGAGAUCCUCUCCUCCCACAACCUGACCAACCGCUCCAUGAGAACAAGCCAUAUGAUGGAUAUACUUCGCACGCAGGGUACAAACGGUGCUGUGGCUUUGCUGGAAAGCCUCAUGAUCCACUACCCGACCCUGUACACUCAAGUCACUGGACACAAGCCCAGCACUGAACCAUCAAGAUUCAGUGGCCUGAUAAAGUAUUCAGACCUGACUGAGUACCUGAUCAGAGCAGUAACCGGGAUGCAGAAUGAGCUUCAGGAAGCCCGUUGUGAGGCUGGAAGAAUGAAUGCUCGCUGUGCCUCUUUGGAGUCUGAGAUCCAGCAGGUCAUGGAGCAUGAGGAGAAGUCCAGAAGCCUUCUGUCCGAGUAUAAGCGCAUACAGAGACACUUGUGUUCGCUGCAGCGCGAAGUCACCAACCUCAAGGACGAGAAGUGCGACUUGUACGUGCGCUACACGACAGCCAUUGAGGAGAAAUCGGCCAUGAAUAUGCGCCUCCAUGACCUCAACCUGCAGAUAUAUCAGCUUCAAACAGAACUGCAGAAGGCCCAGACGGAGAACGACUUCCAGAAACGCCGCUCUCUCAGAUGUGUCCCCCUUGCUGAGGCAUCUCAACUGCAAGAGGAAGUAAGGAGUCUGCGCUGCCAGCUGCUGAAGAUAGAAAAACUGAACCCAGCUCAUCAGGAUAUUCUGGCCCAGGACCUAGCCGAGGCCAUAGACAGCCAGAUGGAGCUUGCGGAGCAGCUCAAAUGUUACAGAGAAGAAAAUGAACAGUUGCACAGAGAGAAACAAAAACUUCUGGAUCAGAGCGAAUGUCUGACCCUCCAAGUGCAGCAGCUCACCCUGGACUGUAACAUGCACCAACAGAAGAGCACUGUGAUCCAGAACCAGAUGAGAGAACUGCAGACAGAGAGAGACCAGGCAUACCUCUCCAGAAACGAGGCUCAAACCCAGAUCGCCUCUAUCCUGGCUGAGAAGGACACCCUGAGGUCUCAGAUGAUGGCGCUCAAGGAAGCCUUUAGUUUGCAUGACAAAAGCCAUAAAGACUGGCAGAGCCCUGAUGAGAUAGAACUUGACUGGGAGUGCUCCAGGUCCAACUUUACGGACUCCUCGCUCCCAAGCAGACGCAGACUAUGCCGCAUGGACGCAAUCAACCCUUCAUCAUCAAGUCCCUUUAAUUCAGAGUGUGAAGACGUAAUGGCAAGUAGUAUUCGAUCCCGAAAUGCAGAACCUCCCAGUCCACAGUCUCUCCGCAGAAGAGAGGGAGCUCUUUAUGAAGAAGAGAACAGCCUGGAAACAUUGGAGACUGACGAUUUGUCACUGGACGACGACUUUGUGAUCCUCCCCAGCGUGUUGAAUGACGACAAAGACACAUCAUCACAGUUUGCGCUCGGUGGAACCAACAACAUGUACAGCCUGGACAAGAAUUCUGCACCUCCCUUCCUUGUCCGUUCCCGUCCAAAAGCGAUUCGCAUCAGCGGCCGCGUGGUCACCAUUUCCUUCCAGGGAGAUGCGCUGCUAACUCAGAUUGCAGUGGUAGGAGGUAAUAAGACCGGAGUGUUUGUUCAUCAAGUCACAGAAGGCAGUGCUGCACAUACUGUGGGAAUCAGCCAUGGAGCGCAAAUAGUGGAGGUGAAGUACCAACAGAACCAGAAAGCUCUACGGGUAGUCCUGGAGGACUCCACUUUAGAAGAAGCUAUGUGGGCGCUUGGCCAGGUCACUGAUCUGUGCCACCUAUGUCUUCGGCCCAGGCAACAUGACUAUGACAUCCUGCUUCAGCAAUUGCAAAAGAAUGAAAUGUCAUCAGGUGACUCCUUCUAUGUACGCAUCAACGUGACCAUCCCAGCAGGUCCGAAAGGGUCUCUGGCAGUAGCCUGCGACGACAUUCUGCAUGUGACCAACACGCGCCCUUCGGACACUGAUGGCUCAUGGUACGCCAGUCAAGUUCACCCCUGCCAGCUUCUGGCCCUCCAUAGUGGACUCGUACCCAACUAUUACAGAGCGCAGAGGCUUCUUAUUCGUGCCAUUGAAGAAAUGAACUUUCAAACCCGGAAGUCUCAAAAGGAAGGGCGCAUGGAGGCCCAGAACAGACAGAAAGCAGUGAGGAUCGUAAGCACGGGGCGGCAGGGCCGAAACCCUCUGUGGGUCAGCGUGGAGAAUGAAAAGACCAAGAGCACAGAAUCGGGUGACACAUCAGCAGCGAGAAGUUGCGUAACCCUCAUGCCCUAUACACUGGUCACCCCGCACUUCCCCCCCAUAUGCAGACCAGUCCUGUUGCUGCCCUCCAUUCUGGGACGCAUCCUGGAUAAGAAGGUAGCAGGCUGGCAGGGCUUCGAGCUCUGCGAACCGGAGAUGUUGAGCGCAAGUGAUCAUUCAGUCCGACUGCAGAAGUCCGAGCUCCUGGAGGAGUGUGAGCAGGGAAGAAACUGCUGUUAUACCCUGCAGUGUGUGGAGAAAGUCAUGAAGAAGGGUAUUCACUGUGUACUGCCACUUGGACUGGACUGUGUACGUCGUCUGCACAGGGCUGACAUCUUCCCUAUCAUAAUCUUCAUUAGUCAGUGUGUCAGCAGCGCACGUAGACUCAGGUCAAAGCUUCACCGUCAGAGCUGGUCGGAGGAGCAGCUGCUGGUGUGUUCAAAGAGCGAAGAGCCACUAUUGGACAAACUGCCAUGUUUGUUUCACAGGGUGGCUCCUGACUCGUGGUGUGACCAGGCGUCACUGCUGACCAGGUUACGCACUGUCAUCUGGGAGGAGCAGAAGAAGAUUGUAUGGGUGGAACCUGACCUGUGGUAAAAUGAAAAAGUGCGGGUCGCAGGGGCGGCAGUCUCAGUAGGGACGUCCAGACUUCCCGGUCUCCGGGGCCUCCUCCCGACUGGGCAUACCACAAGAUUCACCAAAAGCUAUAGUUAGGCAUGCACAUGUGUGGUCUCUGAGCGCCACAUUUUGCUUCCUGUUUGUUAAGUAGCUUUUCAUCCAGUUCAGAACCACCCCCUUAAUUCCGUAGCGUUCGAAUUUGUUCAGAUAUUCUGGUUAAAUUGUAGCAUUUAUUUUGCUCAAUUGUUUUAAAAUCAUUUGCCCUCCAUGGACCCCCGUCAUGCAAUUUUUCCAAGGAAUAGAUGUGCGUAGAGCUGGGUUUUAAUUGUAGUUAAGGGGUUUUCAUGUUGAGAAGAAAUUUGUGAAACAACUGCGGUGUGACAAUACAAACAGUUGUUUGUCAGGAAUUGGUCAAUAAAAAACGAAUUUACUGUUAAACGCGGAAGGUCACGGAAAUUGACAUAAUGUGAAUGAAAUGCUGUCACCGUGAGGAGAAGGAACGUUUGUGUGGGGAAGUAUUUCCCUGGCGGAGCGCUAAAUCAUGGCGGAAUCUCAUCACAAAUAAACCGCCCCUUCCUGAACUAAACACGUCAAAAUGGCGACCUAAAACACGUGAAUAUAGCGUGAAUCGAAGCUAGCAGGGUCAGCUUAAUUUAGCAGAGCAUACUAUUGCAACUGUGUGUGUGUCACUCAGGCUGGUUGAGUGCAUUUGGUCCGUGUUGUGUUUUACCUCUUUAAUGUAAGGAGCGUUUUCACAAUACCCGCUGACGAUGUGCAAGGUCUGAGUGAAAAAAGACGAGGCACGUUUAUUCUUGCAUGCAGCUCACCUUAACUGUACACAGACAUUCUCAACACACACAGAACACACUACCGGCCUCCAAAAUAAGAGCGCCGUUUGCCUUACAUCUUGUCUAAUUGUGUAAACAAAAUAAGGGUGUCAUAGAUAUCGUACAUUAAUAAUCCAGUUGGAAUUCCAUCGGUGACUACAUCUUCCUUAAUCAAAAGAACGGGCCUUGGUUCGACUUACUGCCGGAAAUGCGAAGCAGCUUUGGUUGUAAAAGGACCGAAUGAUGUUACCCAAGAGCACAGGGAAGGGACUCUCUUGGCCACUGUGGAUGACCCAGCAGGUAGGCAGUGAGCCAGCGAGCUAGGACCCCCAGUGGCUGUCCCAGCAACUCCGGAGUAGAACGAAGCUCAGCCCCAUAUCCGAUUCAGAUCUGAUUUUUAUCGUAUGAUUGAGCCCUGAUUCGAUGACAUUUAUUAACAUGGAAGAAGAAAACAAUUUAAUUAAAUUAGCAUCAACAUCAGCCACUGCCCUUGUCUUCACUGCUGCUUAUUUUGUCCCCUCAUUGACUGGCUUCUGCCUCAGCUUCCGUGUAUUCUGCCAGUGAUCGCAACACCUUCCAGAGACAUCCUUGGUAUUUGGGCAUCUCUGCCCACACACGGUGAAUGAUUGUGCUGACUUUGUGCACUCGCUCCAUCUCGCUCUGAAGAGUCACUUCAAGUGAAGCAGUGGAAGCUGGAGUGCCAUCCAUCAUUUCCUGAAUCUUCUUUGACUUCCUAUGGAAUUCUUCCUGGAAGCAAAAAAUGUAGAUAAGCGUCAGGAAGGAUGUCCAAAGAGACUAGAGCUGUGUCUCAAAUCUAAUACUUCCAUCAGUACACUUCAAUAAGUAUACUGUGUACACAAGGGGUGCCCAUUACAUUGAUAGCGAUCUCCCGGUCGAUGGCAAAGGUACAGUAGUGUGGGUCAAUUGCAUGUGUCACCCGCGUCAUCAACGUCACUUUGUAGAUGUCCUAUGACAUCAAUCCAGACAGUCCACAAAGCACAUGUUGGCCAGUCGGGCCAACUCCCAUGUACUCCAGUACCUUUGCAAGAGUGUAGAGCUGGGCCAGUGUUCUGUGACCAGGAUGAAAACCACAUUGCACCUCCAGGCUCGACUAACGGUCGUACACUUCUCUCCAGAACUCUGGAAUAGAUUUUCCCAAGGAAGCUGAGGAGUAUGAUCCCCUUAUAGUUGGAACACACCCUCUGUUCACACCCUUCUUGAAAGUAAUCCAGAGGUACUGUUCCUGACUUCCAAUGUUGAAGAGACGUGUCACCCAAGGCAGUCCCCCAACAUCCAGAGCUUUGAGGAAUUCAGGGCGAAACUCGUCCACCCCCCGGAGCUUUGCCACUGAGACGUUUUUUGACUACCUGAGAUACCUCAGCCGCAGUAAUGGACCAUGGUAAUGGAAAUACUAAUCAUUAGUAUUUAGUAUAGUAGAUUCAAAGUUUAUCAGUUAGAUUAUUUUUUAUAAUAAGAGGUAUUUUGACUUGUAACUUGCUGAAAAAAAUGCUGAAAAAGUGCGUGCCCCUGAUAUAUACGCACAAUGUACAUCGUCAUUAUGUAAAUAUGCUAAAUAUAUAUAUUCUCUAUAUUUAUACUAGGAGGUAGAUCUUUGGGACUUGGUCAUUUUAAAAGUAGCUGACAGGCUGAACAAGCGUAGACACCCCUGAAUGUACACUAGAGUAUGUACUUAGUUCAUGAGGGCAUACAUUUUGAUAAGUGAAGUGCUGUCCCAAAUGGAUCACUGUCGUUGCACACUUACGAUGCAAAUGACGCAUCUUCUUCUUUUACACACAGCCUGGUAUUCUUGAUUUGUGGUAAGAAUCUAUGAAUCUUAUAUUUUAUAAAUAUUUGGCCCUCACCUGCAACUUAUGUCAAAAAAUACUUCAUUUGAAAUGAAACUUUCCCAACAGUGGAAACAAUAACAACAAUGGACUCGGAUUUAGAACAUUACAAUACCAUAAGACUUACAUGGGCCUCCUGGAGUUCCCUGAUCUCCUGAGAAUACUCUUUCACCAGCUGAAAUAUACAUAAUCUACGUCAGCCAAUUGCACAACGGUUCUCAGCGCAUGUAUGCCUACAUUCAUCACCUUCUGUGUUUCCUUGAUCUUCCGUCGCAAGCCGUCAUUCAUGAGAUUUAGCUCGCCCUUGAUGAUUAGCUUUUUCGUACUGCGAGCUAGGAUCUCAUUGCGCUCGAUGAUGUUUCCUCUCCUUUCCACCACUGCUACGCUCUCCCUGAGGAGCUGCUCUUGCUUCUUUGUCAGGUGGUAGAGCCACCGCUGAAAUGAUAAAACACAUAUGCAGAAUAUCCCACUGGUAAUCAAAGGUUUAUUAGUAGUGAGAUAAUGCAUGAAAUAUGGCACUUUUGUUUCUACAAUAACCAGUCUCAAUCUUCAUAUUCCUCUUGGUCUGUAGCAGGUAACCUGGACCCUGGACUACCUGGGUAGUCCUGGGUUACACCAUUAUACACCAGUACAACCAGUACAACAGUAAUACACCAUUCUGCUGUAUUACUGCAACCUGGACUAACCAUAACCUGGAUUCUCCAAGCCGGGUAUAUGAGCUGAGAUACUCCUGCCUAGGCCUGUCACAAUAAUCAAUAAAUCAAUUAACCACUCGAUAAAUAAAAACAAAUUCCAUCAUUUUGCCGGGCUCGAUAUAUUGACAUGUGCAAGUGUGUUUGUUUUCCUCUCCUCUCUCUACAAAACAGGCUGGAUGACGAGGGUUCACUCUGUGAAUCUGUCUCAACACCCGGGCACAUUGGUUCUGUAGCUGAAUGAACAGAGUGGGUGAACCCUCCUAUCAGCCUUCUCCUGAAAGCGGUACCAGCGACAGUGCAGUUACUUUGAGGGUCAUGACACACAGACUACAGUGAUUUGAAGCCAUAGCCAUGUGAAAAUAUACGACAAACCCUGAGUAAACGGGGGAAAGUGUCGAAUACUUUCUUCCUGCCUGUUGACAGAGACAAAUAAAUAAAUAAUACAAAACAGUGGAACGUUUUGGCUGCCGUGAUUCCCGAGAUCCCCACACCUCAUUGUGCACCAAAUGCAUUUUGUUGCAUCCAAAACAUGUACUUUGACCAAACGUAAAAGUAAACAGCGUAUUCCACACACACUAUGUUGCUAAAAGUGAACCAAGGAAGUGUAUAUGCCAUUGACACAUUGGCAAAGUCCCACCACUCCUGCCACCCACGGAACAAAUGUUGCAGCAAGGUCUCCACCAACUGCCAUAGCCAAAAUCCUUGCUUCUUUCUUUUUAAUCUCCUAUGUGGAAUAAUUUGAGUGAGAAAAUGGUGACUCCAGUUGCACAAAAUCCUUGAAAUUUCCACAAAUGCAUUAAGGAGAACACAGUGUGCACACACAGCAGCAAGUCUUCCACAUCCGUAAAUGCGUGUCGCUUUUUUGCGCCUGCACGUGACUUCCCGGACGCUUUGCGUUCACAUUAACAUCACAAUUUUUUGCUAAUGUGAAUGACCACAUCAAAAAACUGGAAUCCAAAUUGAGCAUCAUGCCCUGCCGUGUGAACAUGUACAGUAUUUCUGGGUUAUUUCUCUAUUUUUUUUGCAAUAUUCAGACAAGAACAAAAGUGACACUCAUUCACAAUCAGAAAUAUUGU